Molecule: messenger RNA, 2805 nt
Organism: Serinus canaria (Common canary)
Lineage: Eukaryota; Metazoa; Chordata; Aves; Passeriformes; Fringillidae
Gene: ENTPD4
Product: ectonucleoside triphosphate diphosphohydrolase 4
Exons: 13
Coding region: 194-2146 (650 amino acids)
Biological process (GO): nucleoside diphosphate catabolic process
Cellular component (GO): membrane
Molecular function (GO): nucleoside diphosphate phosphatase activity
Source: RefSeq, a predicted model, not a curated record
UCUCGUCCCCGCCGUGACGUCAGCGCGCUCUGCGUCACGUCCGGCGGCGCACCCGGAAGUGGCGUGGGGCCGGUUGCCAUGGGGCGGCCCGGGAGGAGCAGGGCAGGGAUGGCCCAGGGCAGCUCGGGUGUUCCUGGUCCCUCCGAGGUCACCGGCUGAGGCUGCACAGCUCCUGCUGCUGCCCCAUCCCAAAAUGGGCAGGAUCAGCAUCUCCUGCCUGCUCCCGGCCUCGUGGCACUUCAGCCUCUCUCCCGUGGGCUGUCCCCGCGUCCUGAACGCGUCCCUGCGGCAGCUGCUGCUCCUGGCGGCGGCCGCGGCUGCGGCGGCGCUGCUGCUCUGCUCGCUGCUGCUGCUGCGGGGCAGGCACCGCCAGGGGAGAUUCCAGAGGUACCUGGCCAGGGUGACAGACACAGAGGCCACGGACACCGGGAACCCCAACCUGAGCUACGGCAUCGUGGUGGACUGCGGCAGCAGCGGCUCCCGCGUCUUUGUCUACUGCUGGCCCCGGCACAACGGCAACCCCAAGGACCUGCUGGACAUCCAGCAGAUGAGGGACAGCUCCAGGAAACCCGUGGUGAUGAAAAUCAAACCAGGGAUCUCGGAGUUUGCCAGCUCUCCCGAGCAGGUCAGCGAUUACAUCGCGCCCCUGCUCAGCUUCGCCGCCCGGCACGUGCCGCGCUCCAAGCACCGCGAGACGCCGCUCUACAUCCUGUGCACGGCGGGCAUGAGGAUCCUGCCCCAGAGCCAGCAGAAAGCCAUCCUGGAGGAUCUGCUCACGGACAUCCCUGUGCACUUCGAUUUCCUCUUCUCUGACUCCCACGCUGAGGUGAUUUCUGGGAAGCAGGAAGGAGUCUACGCCUGGAUCGGGAUCAACUUCGUCCUUGGGAGGUUCGAGCACACGGACGAUGAGGAUGAGGCCGUGGUGGAGGUGCAGGUCCCUGGCAGCGAGCACCACGAUCCCGUGUUCCGCAAGAGAACCGUGGGGAUCCUGGACAUGGGCGGGGUCUCCACGCAGAUCGCCUACGAGGUGCCCCCAAGUGAGGAGGUGGCCAAGAGCCUGCUGGCCGAGGUGAACCUGGGCUGCGACGCGCACCAGACGGAGCACGUGUACCGCCUGUACGUGGCCACCUUCCUGGGCUUCGGCGGCAACGCCGCGCGCAGGAGGUACGAGGAGAGCCUCCUGUCCAGCAGGAACAGCCGGGCCUUGCUGAGCCGGGCCUUGCUGAUCUCGCACAGGCAGGCCGGGCUCAGCCCGCAGGCCCCUCUCCCGGACCCGUGCCUGCCGCGGGACGCUCCGGACGAGCUGCGGCUCCGGGGGCUGCGGCUGCACCUGCGCGGCACCGGCGACUUCCAGCUGUGCCGGGAGCGGCUGCGGCCGCUGCUGAACCGAACCAACGGCACCGGCAGCUCCCUGAACGGCGUGCGGCAGCCGCCCCUGCAGCUGCAGAGCAGCGAGUUCUACGGCUUCUCCGAGUUCUACUACUGCACCGAGGACGUGCUGCGCAUGGGCGGCGACUACAGCGCCGCCAGGAUUACUGUGCCACGCGCUGGUCGGUGCUGCGGGAACGCUUCGAGCGCGGCCUCUACGCGCCCCACGCCGACCUGCACCGGCUCAAGUUCCAGUGCUUUAAGUCCGCCUGGAUGUUCGAGGUUUUCCACCGGGGCUUUUCCUUCCCGGAGAGCUACGGCAGCCUGCGGACGGCGCUGCAGGUCUACGACAAGGAGGUGCAGUGGACGCUGGGGGCCAUCCUGUACCGCACCCGCUUCCUGCCCCUCAGGGACAUCCAGCAGGAGAAUUUCCGUGGGAUUCACUCUCGCUGGAGGAGCUUCUCCUUCGUCUACAAUCCCUUGCUGUUCCUGGCCUGCUUCCUGGUGGUGCUGCUCUCCAUCCUGCUGUACCUGCUGCGCCUGCGCCGCUUCCACCGCCCGCCCGCCGCCCCCUCCCCUCCCCUGUGGCUGCAGGAGGGGCUCCCCCCCCAGAAACCCCCCAAAAUCCCGGCCUAGGGCUCCCAGCUGCAGGAUCCAUCCUCACACUCACACAGAAAAAAGCCAUUUUUGCCUCAGGGUUCCUCCUUUUUUUGCCCCCUUUUUUUGGAGUUGGGAAUUCCAGGGGAAUGGGGUGGUGAGGGAAAAAUGCCAAAAAUAAAAAAUGAGUUUUUGCUGGGAAUGUUGCACUUGGGGGUGGGCAGGAGAGAAGGAGUUGAGUUCCCACCUUUGGGAGAGGCUGGAAUCCCAGAAUGAGGAAAAAUUCCAAAAAUAAAAAAUGAGUUUUUGUUGGGAAUGUUGCACUUGGGGGUGGGCAGGAGAGGAGGAGUUGAGUUCCCACCUUUGGGAGAGGCUGGAAUCCCAGAAUGAGCUUGGGUUUUCCUUUGCUGGAUUCCAUCCCUGCCCUCGCUUUGGAGUCUCAAAAGUUCCAAAAGCAGGAAAAAAAAUUAAAAAAAAACCCUUUUGGGAUAUUUUCUGUGAUUUUCCCUUCUGGGAUGGAGAAGGAAAAUCCCUCACACCCAACGCUGUGCUUCCAUCACAAACUGCUUCCAUCACUCCUGCUCCCUCCUGUUUCUCCUUGGAAAAGGGAAAGGAUUUCUCCUUUUCACCCUCCCAGUCGCUGCUUCUGAUCCCAAAUUUCUGUUCCAUCACCCUGGAGAGACCUCCCAGAAGCUCCAGGAAUGUGCAGAGAACUGGAAAAGCAGAGGAGAACCUGCCCAGGGUCUUUCCAAGUCCUCUGGUAAUUUAUAUUUUAUUUAAAACUUGUUGGUUUUACUUGAAAGUCGAAUUGUCCAUGAUUAAAGGUGGGAUUUCUAUGAA